This is a messenger RNA of Aureobasidium melanogenum CBS 110374, 846 nucleotides long. RefSeq lists its product as uncharacterized. The record is from RefSeq and is a predicted model, not a curated record. The transcript has a single exon. The coding region runs from base 1 to 846 and encodes 281 amino acids. Lineage: Eukaryota; Fungi; Ascomycota; Dothideomycetes; Dothideales; Saccotheciaceae.
AUGUCUGACAUUCAACAAAACACCAAGGCGACAUCCAAGACGAAGAGCAAGAGACGAACUUGGGUACAAGAACGUCGACAGAACCAGAUUGAUAGAGGAUUGGAGGAAGACACGAUCUCUGUCAUGCCGACUCAGGUGUUCGAGUGUGCUCAGCGCAGAGCAAGCGUGCAAGGCAUUGAUGCUACUCUCAUGACUCCUCCCAUUGAGCCCGAUGAGUGGACAACUAAGAGCUGCCCAACUUCUGCCAUCCGCAAUGUCCACAACCUACCUCCUGCGAGAGCUACGGCUCUGGAGAGCGUCGAACUCCCACCACAGCUUCCAGAGUCUAUGGACAACGUCUCGCAAAACAUUCCCAUCAUCACGAUUGACACCAGUUCGACCCCUGCAAGCCACACCGCAGAUACCACCACAAGAAGCACCUCCACCACCGCAGACACCACGACAGGCACCUUGGCCCCUGGCAUGAGCGAACAUCAGACUUUUGCUACUCUAGCCGACAACAACUUCUUUAUUCCCCCAACUGCUUCUCUCAACGCUUCUUCACUCAUCCUGUUCAAACACGACACUCCAUCUCUUGAGCGCUUCCGCCUGCUCCACAAUCAAUUGUUCAUCGAGCUUGGCCGUGUGGUUGAAGAGCAGCUGCAGCCACCUCAGUUUCCAGAGACCAACGCCGAGGCAUAUGGACAGAAGGAGCAACUCAUGCUGGGAUUGUUGACUGAGGUUGUUCCGGCCUUGAACCAUCUUACGGAGAGGGUCGGAAAGGAGAUCAAGUCGAGCAUGGAGAAGCAUGAAGCAGGAUUGAGACUCUGGGCUGGAGAGAGAAAACAGAAGGAGGAAGGCGCAUGA